Molecule: messenger RNA, 405 nt
Organism: Angiostrongylus costaricensis
Lineage: Eukaryota; Metazoa; Nematoda; Chromadorea; Rhabditida; Metastrongylidae
Source: the annotation of a GenBank genome assembly
AUGCGAACAUCGGAAUGGGAUAAUAUGGGAGUGAAAAUCGAUGGUCGGCUGAUACAUCAUCUUUGCUUUGCUGAUGACAUCGUCUUUAUAACACGAAACAUUAUCCAAGCGGAACGAAUGAUUGCCGACUUUGACAAAGCCCGUGGAAAGAUUGGUCUUCGACUAAAUCCCGCAAAAACCAUGUUUAUGAGUAACGGAUUGGUUUGGCAUGCCACAUUCACGCUCAACGGAACGAACAACAUGUUGAACGACUUAGCUGCAGAGUUGAGCAGAAGGAAACGAACGGAUUGGCGAGCUUUUAAUAGCAUCGAGGAUGUAGUGAAGAGGGCAAAGAACGACCGACUCCGUGCCCACCUUUUCGUCUCAACGGUACUUCCUGCCCUAACGUAUUCGUCAGAAACCUGA